GGCUAGUUUGUGUGGAGGAAACAAUGUCCUCUGCGGUGCCCCAUACUUGCUCCAACCUCUCCGCCUCAGAGGCUAAAAAAUGGCCGAAGCUCAACCGUGGCCUAGCCGGUUCUUCUGUCACAGAUGCUCCGCGGAGAUUUUCCCUCGCCUUCCCGAGUAUACCUGCCCAAGAUGUGAAUCAGGGUUCAUUGAGGAACUACUGGAAGAAAGAAGUGCUGACAAUGGCUCCGCGUCUACCAUCUCCAGCGGGCCACAAAACCAGCAACCAUUUGAGAACGCAGACCAGCACUUGUUUACAUUCCCGUCGGGCUACGGCCACUUCUCGCUGAGCGUCUUCGACGAUCCUUUCGACUUCGGAGCCGGGCUCGGAGCGGAGGACAACCGCGACGCCGAGAACCGACGAGAAAGAGAGAAUGCGUCGCGGCAGCGCUACAGUGCCAGGCAGCCGAGGAGCCGUCACGGCUCGAGACGGCAGCCGGGGAGGCACGAGGGAGUUCCGACUCUGGAGGGAAUCAUUCAGCAGCUAGUGAAUGGAAUCAUUGCCCCAACUGCAAUGCCGAAUAUUGGUGUUGGACCUUGGGGCGUUCUUCAUUCAAAUCCUAUGGAUUAUGCAUGGGGGGCUAACGGGUUAGAUGCUAUUAUAACACAGUUAUUAAAUCAGUUUGAGAACACGGGGCCGCCACCUGCUGAUAGAGAGAAAAUAAAAAAUCUGCCUUCAGUCCAAGUUACAGACGGGCAUGUUGCUUCAGGACUGGAAUGUCCAGUGUGCAAAGAAGAUUACACUGUGGGAGAAAACGUGAGGCAGUUGCCGUGCAAUCACAUGUUCCACAACGAUUGCAUUGUACCUUGGCUACAGCAGCACGACACGUGUCCGGUGUGCAGGAAAAGCUUGAGCGGCCAGAACACGGCAACCAACCCUCCAGAACUAUCAGGGAUUAACUUUACCUCUUCAUCUUCUUCCUCCUCCGCCUCGUCGGCAUCCUCGUCGUCUUCCUCCACCCCCCAAUCAUCCAGCUCCACCACUCUUUGGAGCUUCCAGGCUGCUGCGGCCCCGCUGACUCCCUGAUAAAGAGGAGAAAAUCGGGGUGCAAUCUUGUCAAGAGAGCACCAGGUUCAGCGAUAGAAUGACUGCUCCUGUCUUUGUUUUUUUUUUUUUUUUUUUUUUUUUAAAAUCCAUCAUGGAUCCAAACAAAAAACUGGUGGAGGCCUCCUGGAGUGAAACCUCUGUCAAGGACAAUGUGGGGUUGCGUGUAAAAGACUUCAAAAGACACCUCAUGCUGGAACAUUUUUGGAAUUGGAAGAACAAAAUGAAAUGUACAUUUAUUCCGGUUUUUUUUUUUUUUUUUAGAAUAGCAUUCAUACCUAAGGCCUUCCCGCGCACCUAUUUUUUCUCCCAUGGUUCCUUUUGAAUUCAGAUUUGCAAGUACUUAUCAAGGCUCCACUUGCAGUUUUUACAUAAGACCCAAACCUGUAUUGAUGUGAAGACUCGCUUUAUACACAAAUGCAGCAAAUUUUAUAUUUGAUCCGCAAAUCGUAAACUUUCGCAUCCUCCGUGUAGAAGAACCAUUUCACGCGCGAUUUAACCUCAGUGGAAAGUUCUUCUCUGAAGUUGCCAGUUGAUUUGCAGUAUGAUCAUGUAUGGAAAAUAAAAGUUUGGGUGAUAACACA
Molecule: messenger RNA, 1668 nt
Organism: Syngnathoides biaculeatus (alligator pipefish)
Lineage: Eukaryota; Metazoa; Chordata; Actinopteri; Syngnathiformes; Syngnathidae
Product: E3 ubiquitin-protein ligase RNF126-like
Exons: 10
Coding region: 80-1066 (328 amino acids)
Biological process (GO): protein ubiquitination
Cellular component (GO): cytoplasm
Molecular function (GO): ubiquitin protein ligase activity
Source: RefSeq, a predicted model, not a curated record